This is a messenger RNA of Schizophyllum commune H4-8, 1356 nucleotides long. RefSeq lists its product as uncharacterized. The coding region runs from base 106 to 1332 and encodes 408 amino acids. The transcript is spliced from 4 exons. The record is from RefSeq and is a predicted model, not a curated record. Lineage: Eukaryota; Fungi; Basidiomycota; Agaricomycetes; Agaricales; Schizophyllaceae.
CCAGCGCUCUCUGUGUCUUUCCCUGUAUACAGCACGUCCUCUCGAAAGCUCAAGCAGCAGCCUCCUUUUGAUCACCACACGCCCCUUCUUUGAAUCACCUGCACCAUGAAGUACUCUUUGAUUGCUCCUCUCCUUGCCAGCGCCUUCAUUGGCUCUGUCUCGGCGCACACCCGUGUCUUCUCCCUUUGGGUCGACGGUGUUGACCAGGGUGAGGGUGGAGGCGUCUACAUCCGCCAGCCCCCUAGCAACAGCCCGGUCAAGGACUUGACCAGCGCUGAUGUUGCCUGCAAUGUCAACAACGUUGCGGUCCCCCAGAAGGUUUCUGUGAACGCCGGCUCUACCGUCAGCACUGAGUGGUUCCACAACACUCGUGGCGACGACAUCAUCGACGCCUCGCACAAGGGCCCCAUCGUCGCCUACCUCGCGCCGCUCGAGUCCAACGGCGAGGGCAACGUGUGGGUCAAGAUCGGCGAGAUGGGCUACGAGAACGGCCAGUGGGCGGUCGAGAAGCUCAUCGCCGACGGCGGCAAGUUCGACUUCACGAUCCCCUCCUCGGUUGCGCCCGGCGACUACCUCUUCCGCGCGGAGAUCCUCGCGCUGCACGAGGCGGACGGGCUCGCGUCGAACUCGGCGCGCGGCAUCCAGCUGUACCCGAGCUGCUCGCAGAUCACGGUCGCGACCGGCGGCGACACGGCGCUCCCCGCGGGCGUCGCGUUCCCAGGCGCGUACACGGACACGACGCCGGGCAUCCAGUUCAACAUCUACGGCACGGACGCGUCGACGUACGUGAUCCCGGGCCCGGCGGUGUGGGACGGGUCGGCGAGCUAUGACACCGCGCAGGAGGGCAGCUCCUCGGGUGGUGCGGCGACCUCGGCCGCUGCGUCCACAUCUGCUGCUGCGACGUCUGCCGCUGCCUCGACUUCCGCGGCUGCCCCUGCCACUUCCGCCGUCCAGUCGUCCGCCCCUGCCGCUUCCUCCGCCCCUGCCACCUCGGCCGCCGCCUCCUCCACCCCGGCCGCGCCCUCGUCCAGCGCCGCCCCCGAGGAGCCGUCCACCAGCGCCGCCGCUACCUCCGCAGCGCCCACGACCUCCGCCGCCGCCUCGACGUCCGCUGCCGCCACUUCCGCCCCCGCCGCGACGACCUCCGCCGCGACCGGCGACGCGAACGUCUGCAUGAACGAGUACAACCAAUGCAUCGCCAAGUCGCAGCCGAACCCCGACUGGACCGGCUGCGGCGCGACGCGCGACACCUGCCUGAGCACCGCUCGGUACAACACGAACAUGGCCGCCCGCGCCAAGCGCGACGGCAAGUUCGGGCGUCUUCUGCUGUAAACGAUCCCCAGCUAGCUACGGGAU